AUGUUGUCAUUCAAGGCCAUCGCAGUAACCCUAGCACUUAUCAAUGUCAGCCACGCUGCAACUUGCGAAGGGGGGAGUGCAAUCGCCUGCACUAUCAACGACGGUGCUCUUCCUCGUGUAAGCGAUAUGUGGACUGCUCGACAAAAUUAUUGCGGUCAGAACCAGUGGCAGUGGAACUCCUGUUACAGAUACCAGAACGGCCCGGCGACUGCAAUUUUUAUCCAGAACAGCAGUCCUGGGGGUAACAAUCAACAAGUGUGUUGGGAUGCCCUUGAGAAUAUUAUUAACCAAUGCUCAAGCUUAGGCCAAGGCCAAGCCUUUGGAUAUUAUGAUUAUAAUGGCGUGAGAUACCGAAUGGGUGGAUGCUCAAAUGCUCAUGUAUGCUAG
Molecule: messenger RNA, 387 nt
Organism: Trichoderma virens Gv29-8
Lineage: Eukaryota; Fungi; Ascomycota; Sordariomycetes; Hypocreales; Hypocreaceae
Exons: 2
Coding region: 1-387 (128 amino acids)
Source: RefSeq, a predicted model, not a curated record